Messenger RNA from Hibiscus syriacus, 4221 nucleotides. RefSeq lists its product as uncharacterized. Lineage: Eukaryota; Viridiplantae; Streptophyta; Magnoliopsida; Malvales; Malvaceae. The record is from RefSeq and is a predicted model, not a curated record. Gene Ontology annotation, biological process: protein phosphorylation; signal transduction. Gene Ontology annotation, molecular function: protein kinase activity; ATP binding; protein binding. Bases 373 to 3786 code for a protein of 1137 amino acids. The transcript is spliced from 10 exons. Gene Ontology annotation, cellular component: cytoplasm.
AUUUCCCAUUUGCCUAUGGCCUAUGCUGCUCCUCUUCCCCUUCUUCCUCUUCUACCUUCAAUUUCUCCUAUUUUUCUCUACUUGCUUUUUUGGUCUCUCUUUAGAUUGACCCAUAUUCUCGCCAUUCUUCAUUUAAUAAAGAAACAGCUUCACCCCAUCAAGCAGAAUGAUGAUUUUUUUAACUCUUUUUGCAAUCCCCGAUUUUCAGCAUUUCUGGGGUCCGUUUGAGCUGCUGGAGAAGAAGUUGGUUGAUUGAGAGAGGAAUCAAUCUGUUCCUGGUGCUCAAUUUGUGACUUGGAUAUUUGGUUUACAAAUUGAGUAGAGUUUCGAUUCUGUUUUACAUGGUGUGAGCUGAAAAGUGAAAACCUUCCCAUGUGUAACAAGGGAAUAGAUGAUCAUCAACAGCAGCAUAAUAAUCAAGCUGUGUAUUUGAUGGAUUCGCCUUCAUCAACCACGGUAUCUGCCUUGGCUUCCUCUGUCCCUGGUUCGAAUGAUGAAACCCCGCGUCUAAAAUUCUUAUGUAGCUUCCUCGGUAGCAUUUUGCCUCGACCACAAGAUGGGAAAUUGAGGUAUGUUGGUGGUGAAACGCGAAUUGUAAGCCUGCCUAGAGAUAUUAGUUAUGAGGAUUUGAUGAUUAAGAUGAGGGAGCUUUACGAUGGGGCAGUAGUUUUGAAAUAUCAGCAGCCAGAUGAGGAUCUUGAUGCUUUGGUGUCAGUUGUGAAUGAUGAUGAUGUUACUAACAUGAUGGAGGAGUAUGAGAAGCUGGGCGCUGGUGAUGGAUUCACCAGGCUUAGAAUUUUUUUGUUUUCUCAUCCUGACAGAGAUGGUUCAUCACACUAUGUUGAUGGGGAUGAGAGAGAAAGUGAGAGGAGGUAUGUGGAUGCAUUGAACAGUUUAAAUGAUGACUCUGAUUAUAACAAGUGUGACUCUCCUGUGAUGGCCCCAGUUUCAGAUGAUAUUCGUUUAGUAGAACAAUUCUUUAACAGUAUGAGUGUUGAUGCUGGCCUUCAUAGCCAGAGGAACGGUGAGAUGUUGAUGCCGCCAUGUAAUUUGCAUCAUCUUAAUAUUCCUCAGAUGGGAUCUGGGCAACUACUGCCACCAGUUCCUCAGAGGUACAAUGAAAUGGAAGGUACAUGGAGUCCUGCUUAUUAUUCUCCUAGGCACCAUGGGCACCAUGAUCCUAGAAUGCUAUCAGAUUUUCCGCCUUCACCAUCUUCAACUCGUUACCGAGUACCAUUUCCAGAAUCAACAGACAAAUGCCUGGAUAGAUUGCCUGAGGAAUAUGUGAGGCAGCAAUUGAGUCAUCAUCAUCAAUAUGAACACCAACCACAGUUUUCAGAUAAUGGAGUAUGGAUGCCAACUGGAGCUAUACCUGGUAAUAAGGUAGGUGGUUUUCCUGGUAACAUACUUCAUGGACAUGGUGUUUAUGAGGGAAACCACAUCUGUGAGCACUACAGAGCCACUUUCAGCAGAAAUCAAUCGCCGCAUUUGGAACAUCCCAACAUGGGAAAUGGUGGUCCUCAGGUUAAUAAUCUGUGUGCAGAAUGCCCCCCAAACCAUGAAGCUUUUAUGCUGAAUGCAGAUGGAAAAUCUCAGCACGGCUUUUAUCCCAAAGGUCAGACUGAUUCCGGUUCUGUUUAUGGUGAAACACACAGUAAUGAAAGAGGACGGGUCUUGCAGAACCAAUUGAACCCUUGUGUUGAGGAAGUGAGAAGUCAUGUACCUGUAGCUAGAAGGUUUAAUGACCACUAUUUUCUAGAUAGUGCUGGCAUGAAUUUACCUCUCGGGCAUGCUAGUAUAGCUGAUGGCCAUCAUCUGCCCUCAAAUUAUGUUCAUCACCAAUGUGGAUCUGAAUUGGGAAACGAAGCAUUUCACGAUCAAGUUGUGGUUCCUUCACCCCAUCUGCAAAUUUCUCCUGAAGAACACGGAGUUCGCUAUGGGAAUUAUCCUUACCCUUAUGGAGGAGAUAAUAUAUACCAAGCGCCACAUGGACAUGUACAUGCACAGUCCUUGUGGAGAAAUGUUCAGAACCCAACUCAUGGUGCUACUGCUUACGAAGCAUCUGGCUUAGCGGAACAAAUAAAUGGUGCAUUUAACUCGGCACAUUUGAAAGGUCUGGUGGAAGGUAGUUCAACGCUUUGUGUUGCAACAGAUAAUCAAAAUCCUUGGGUUGAGUCUUCACAAAAGAUGCCAGGUUUUAAUGGGACCGCUGUUCCAGACAAUGCUUACGCCCAUCCUCUUAAGGAGAACAUUGAUUCUCAUGAUCUAGAAACUCCACAAUCUGUCACAAUGCAACCAGUUCAAUGCCAACAAGACAUGCUAAAUGUUGCCAUUACCACAGAACCUAUUCAGUGUCCGGAUCUACCUUCGACUUUAAUUCCCUAUAACUCGGUUUCCAGUAACAAGCCUAGAUCACGAGAUCAUUCUGAUGCCAUUGGGGCAUUGACUGAGGAGAAAAUUGUAGCCAUGGUAGAUAAAGAAGCAAGUCAUGCAGUGAAGAUGGAAAAUUUUGACAUUCCAAGUAUGAGCUGCGCUGAGCAAAACAAAAUUAUUGAAAAUGAAUCUGAAACAGCAUCUGUUGAUACUAGCAUUUCAAGUGGAAAAAAACUUGUUGAAAAGGGCGGUGAGCAAGCAAAACCUGGUGGAAAAGAUCCUAGUGCUGCUGAAAAUUCAAAGCUAUCUGUAAACCAUUUGAGUUUCAUACCUCAGUUUGUUGCAUCAGUUAAAAAAGCAGCUUUAGAAGAGGUUGAAGAAGUGAAAGCCAAAGUUGAAGAUGGUACCUCCCUGAAGCGUGAUGCAGUUCAAGGAGAAGCAUCUGCAAAUGAAUCCGAUUCAGUGAAUGCCCAUGGUGAGGUGGAACUGGAUUCUGAUAAUGAUAACAUAUCCCAGUCCAAAAUUGAGCCUACAAGGGCUGAGGCUGAAGCUAUUGCGCGAGGCUUACAGACAAUAAAGAACGAUGAUCUAGAGGAGAUCCGACAAUUAGGCUCUGGAACAUAUGGGGCAGUUUAUCAUGGCAAAUGGAAAGGUUCUGAUGUAGCAAUCAAGAGAAUUAAAGCCAGCUGUUUUGCAGGGAAGCCUUCUGAAAGAGAACGAUUGAUUGCAGAUUUCUGGAAAGAAGCUCUGAUAUUGAGUUCAUUACAUCAUCCAAAUGUUGUUUCUUUCUAUGGAAUAGUUCGCGAUGGCCCUGAUGGAUCAUUAGCUACUGUUACAGAGUUCAUGGUUAAUGGAUCCUUGAAGCAGUUUUUACAGAAGAAGGAUAGGACCAUUGAUCGUCGUAAGAGACUCAUCAUAGCCAUGGAUGCUGCAUUUGGAAUGGAAUAUUUGCAUGGAAAGAACAUUGUGCAUUUUGAUUUGAAAUGUGAAAAUCUUUUGGUAAAUAUGAGAGAUCCACAGCGUCCAGUGUGCAAGAUUGGUGAUUUGGGCUUGUCAAAGGUCAGACAACAUACUUUAGUUUCGGGAGGUGUUCGUGGAACUCUACCCUGGAUGGCACCUGAGCUUUUGAGUGGUAAAAGCAACAUGGUAUCUGAAAAGAUUGAUAUCUACUCUUUUGGCAUUGUUAUGUGGGAGUUACUCACUGGUGAAGAGCCUUAUGCAGAUAUGCAUUGUGCUUCUAUAAUUGGGGGAAUUGUAAACAACACGUUACGGCCAAAAAUACCGUCAUGGUGCGAUCCUGAAUGGAAGGCGUUGAUGGAAAAGUGUUGGGCCUCUGAUGCUGCAGAGAGACCUCCAUUUUCCGAAAUAUCUCAGAAGUUGAGGAGCAUGGCUGCUGCUAUAAAUGUAAAAUGAAACCAAUCCUGAAGCAACGGCGAGACUGCAUGUGGGGAAAAACAAAAGUAAGACAUCCAGUUAAUGCAGUUUUUGGUCAUCUACCGGUUAGUCUAAAUGUCUAAUAAUGCCAUGCAUUUGGUUCUGCUGUAAUGGAAUUCUUGUAGUACCGCGACACAGUCGUUUCGAGGGUCAAAUGUAGACCACAACCUGGGCUGAAUUAUGUUCUCAAGGAGAGGGAGAGCCAUGAAAUUAGGGUUGGGAUUUGAUGUGAGUUUCAACAGGUUUUAUAAUCUUAUAUAUUUUUCACGAAAAUGGUUUCUCAUUACCAUGGACAGGUAAAUGCAAUAACGAUAGUGGUACUAGAGGAUGUAUGCAUAUAUGUUUUGUCUUUAAAGACAUGUAUGUAAAAGCUGAUGGUAAUUAAUAAUGCAUGGCACUUGCAUGCUUUUGAUC